UCAUUCCCUUCUCCAAACUGCCAAACUGUUUUUUCCUUCUCCUUUGCUUGCUUUCCACGCUUCCCCCACCACCACCACCACUCCUCCCCAUAAGUUGUCCUUGCUGGGGGAGGAAAGGGGCCUCCAGCAACCUAGGAAGGAACACAGCAGCCUGGGAAGGAUCUGGAUCGCUAUGGGAAUGGGUGACCGGGAUCCCAGCAGUCAAGAAACUUUCGCCCUCCCGAUUUGCUAGCUUUGUUCGGACUUAAAAAAAGAAAGAAAGAAAGAAAAUCCUCUUCCGCAGCCCCAAAGUUUCUUGAGUUUUAUUUGCACACCUGGAUCUGUGUGCCAGGGUGAGCAAGAGGGAAAAAAAUACCCCAGACAAGAGGCCAAUACUUUAGAAGAGAAAAAAAAAAGAAGUUUCUUCCAUUUUUUCUGUUUUUUUUUUUUUUAAGAAACUCCAAAAAUUGGCAAGACACACAUUUUUGGUUUUUUUUUAUUGAAGCCAGCAAAUGCCUUUUUCCUUUCUCCUCCGAGCAGGGGAUCAGAAAUUGCCAACCCAGGAGGACGGCUGAACAAGUAAUUAUUAUUUUUUUCCUUCCAACCCCGAAGCUUAAGGAAAAAGAACAUCUCGCGUGCCUGAUUUCAACCAGGUGGCAGACUGGUAAAAACAAAACAAAACAAAACAAAACAAACAAAAAAGAUAACAACAACUGAGAAAGAAGAAGAAAGAAGAAAAAGGAGAAGCGGAGAGGAAGAAAAGCCCCGACGUGGUUUCCAAGAUGGGCACUGCCAUUUGCAUCAGACGGCAGAAAAGUCUUUUGCAAACCGGGUUUUGCCUCUUGGCUCUCGCCUGCCUGGGCUCUGGAGUUCUUCUCUACAACCACCUCCAGCAAAAGGUGAAGGCUGCCGAAGGCUCAGCCUCCAAAUUCAAACAGCAACAGGAAGCCCUGUCCGCCCAGCUGCAAGUUGUUUACGAACACAGAUCCCGGCUCGAGCGUUCCUUGCAGAAAGAACGCAGCGAACACAAGAAAACGAAAGAAGAUUUUUUAGUAUACAAACUGGAGGCGCAGGAAGCACUCAAUAAAGAAAAGCAAGAUUCUAUGAAUAGAUAUGGUUCCUUAAGUUCACAACACAAGAUACUGAAGAACCAGCACGAAGAAGUCAAGAAGCAGUUUCUGGACCUGCAGCUGCAACACAAUGGGCUGAAACUGGAACAUCGCAAGGCGCUGGAGACCCACAACCAGAAAUACUCCCAGCUGCAACGGGAGAAGGACAACGAGGUGGUGGGAUUACAAGAUACUAUUUUUAAACUAAGAGAAGAGAGCAAGCUCCUCCGGAAAGCCCAUCAGGAUGUCCACUCGCAGCUCCUCAAUGCUCAGGUUCAGAUGGAGGAGUUCCGGAAGCUCAAGGAAACCCUUCAAAAGAUGCCGAGUUUUAAGGAUGCAGGGACAGCCAAAGAGCAGCGUUACGGUCAGCCACUGGGGUCGAAUGUGUUGCCGUUUGCUAGACCAAAGGCCUCCAAGGGCGAUGGCAUUAAAGAACCUCCGAGACCCCAGGACCAAGCUGGGGUUCCAGCUGGGAACUCUUUCGCCAUUCCACCCCCUGGGAUCAAACGUCAAGGAGAAGAGAACAUGGUGCAUGAAAACCGUGUUUCACACAACAACAACGUAGCCGGAGCCCAAGGGGACGUGCGGUUUGGUCAACUGGCCCCACCUAAGGAAGUUAAUUUGGCAUUUGCGGCUCAGCCGCCAGCUCGGCACAAAGAGGCACCCAUGAUUCGUUACACCCGGAUGAUGAAUAGUGUGCAGAACCAGGAUCCAGAAGCAGGAGAAAACCUGCAGGGGCAACAGGGCCAUCCAGAAGAAUUCGAACCCAGGCUCAACCUCCCAGCUGCUUCGGAGGAAGGACGGGUGUUGGAAGAAAAACUCUCCAACAAGCAAGACCAACUGGUGCAGAGCUGGCAAGGGAUAGUCAACAAAGGCAACUCGCAGAUGAAUGAUGGGAGAAUUCUUCCUUCCCUGCAAAGGUAUCACCUGGAUACCAUAUCUGAGCAAGGCAAGACGGAUGGCAGUCAAGUGAAGAUGGAAACAGGGCGGCUGCGACACACCCUCUGGGGAGCUGAAAAAGGAGGAGCAGAUGAGAGAGACCUGCAUGCAGAUGCUGGCAUGACGAAGAAAGAAAACCACACAUACUUACAGAAGGAAGCAAUUAUCCCGAAACAGAUGGGACCUAAAGAUGUUGCUGACCCAGCUCAGGACCCCAAUAAUCAAGGGGAAGACGAGUUUGAGGAGGCAGAACUAGAACGACCCAGCUUUGAAGAAAAAACGGAUCCGGCCGAACAGACUCCCCAGACAAAUCGUCCGGCUAAGGCCGUGAGCAAGGAAAAAAUACCGAAGGGAGCUGAUCGGUCAAAUAAAGUCACGGACAAUUUAAUGGACGAUUAUCAGGAGGACCAAGAACAAGAUCCUGAGGACCAUGGAGGUGAGGUGGGCGAACCUGAAGAUUUGCAACAGUUCCACCAAGCCAAAGGCCACGUUGGAGACGUUGACAAGAAGAAGGAGUAUUUUUGACGAUGGGCUGGGAGGCAGCAAUAAGCCAUCAAGAUGGAUCCAAACCAAAGAUUGUUGCAAUAAACUUGGCUACUUUAGUUGAAACGGCCAAGAGGGGUGGAGAGUUAGCUCCAUCCGUCUUCAGAAAAGUCACGGGCUGCCUUGGCCGAUGGAAACAUACUAUUUCCCCUGUUUAGCAGGGGCAGGACUGAUGCACAGUGCCACCCUGUCAGAAUGCUACCGUGAAUACGAACAUCAGAAUGUCUCUUCAUGGGGGUAAGGAGCUCAAAAUAUCAAAAA
This is a messenger RNA of Pseudonaja textilis, 2831 nucleotides long. Lineage: Eukaryota; Metazoa; Chordata; Lepidosauria; Squamata; Elapidae. The record is from RefSeq and is a predicted model, not a curated record.